AUGCGUUUGAGUAAUGAAGUUGCGCUUUCUGUUUUCAACAUCGAAGAAGACAAAAGAGUUGUCAAGACCCUUACACUCAGUGCAACAACAAAACUUACAACACGACUCGAUCCUGAUGAACUUAUUUUGAACGCCGAAUCUAUUGGUGAAGGUUCUUUUGCUGUUGUGUAUCUUGGUUUAUUCCGAGGAAAUGCUGUAGCUGUAAAGAAGAUGAAGGACAUAGCAAAUCCUCAACAAAUUGCUGACUUUGAAAAGGAGAUAGUGAUGAUGGACAAAUUUCGAAGUGAGUAUAUCAUACACUUUUACGGAGCUGUGUUUUUCACAAACAACGUGUCUGUUGUUACUGAAUAUGCCGAAUAUGGGAGUUUUGCAAAUCUGAGGAAAAAAGACAACGAAAAGAAUGUCAUUAGCGUUUCCAUGAAGAUUCGAAUCAAAAUAUUGAAAGAUGCGUCAAGAGGGAUUCAGUAUUUGCACACAAACGGUAUUCUGCACCGAGAUGUUAAGCCGGAUAACAUCUUAGUUGUCUCAUUAAAAGAUGAUCAAGUGAUUAAUGGGAAACUGGCUGACUUUGGAAGUGCAAGAAAUACUAAUAUGAUGAUGACUAAUAUGACAUUCACAAAAGGUAUUGGAACACCAAAAUACAUGGCACCUGAGGUACUUGAAGGUCUAAAACAUUACAACAAACCUGCAGAUAUCUAUUCGUUCGGUAUAACCAUGUAUGAAGGAAUAACAUGGAGAGACCCCUAUCCAAAAGAGAAUUUCAAGUUUGCUUGGUGUAUAGCUGAAUAUGUUGAUAAGGGAGGCAGACCAGAAAGAGUUGAAUGUCUGACAAACGAAAUGUAUGGAAUUAUAAAUGAAACGUGGGAUCAAGACAAACAGAAAAGGAUUAAAAUAGAUGUGUUGGUGGAGAAGCUUGAAACAUUGUACACAACAAUUUGA
Molecule: messenger RNA, 939 nt
Organism: Entamoeba invadens IP1
Lineage: Eukaryota; Evosea; Mastigamoebida; Endamoebidae
Product: tyrosine protein kinase, putative
Exons: 1
Coding region: 1-939 (312 amino acids)
Biological process (GO): protein phosphorylation
Molecular function (GO): protein kinase activity; ATP binding
Source: RefSeq, a predicted model, not a curated record